UAAGCUUAUCAAACACAUUGAUCAAUAAAAACAUAGGUUCAUUUGAAAUAAACUUCUUACGUGCCAGUAGUUUCGUUUCGAGUCCAACAUACAGAAAAAUCGACCACAACAUGAUAUCACUUCACAAUUUGAAGAAAACAUUACCUUCCUAUUACAUCAAUUUAAUCCACUUCCACAUUCUAACAUCAAUCACAGCAUCAUUUCCACUUCCUCCAGACACCAUCGCAAUUUCACAAGAACCACAAACACAGAUCGUUUACCCCGCAGCUGUGGAAACAAGGGCCACAAUGAGAAUGCGUCACACGUUCAUACUACGCUGUGAAUUCUAUUCAGAGAUGACGAAAACGGGUCCAUUUGUCGACAAAAGUUUACUGCUGGAAAAAAUUUUCAACCCUCUGGCACCAAAUUACAUACUGGUGACCGCCCCACACAAUUGGGCAUUUCAGACAUAUCGGAAAAUAAUACGGAGGCCAGUUUCCAGAAAUUUUUCAAAACGAUGACGAAAAAUUUAAGAUUCUUAUGAACGAGUCAUCGAUACAUCAAGUACAAAUUAGAGUCAAUGGCUGUCCAAGAUCCCAGCAUAGGAACAAUUUUAGAGAAGUUUGAAUCAAUAUCCACAAACAACGAUGUCAGCGAGUCGAUGGCUCUGCGAAGUAUGCAAAUUCUGUACCGAUGUAUUCGAUUAUGUUUUCCCGAUGGAAAAAUACUCGUACUCAUUGACAACUACGAUUCGAUUUUCGAAAAAAUUUACCUUUCUCCGGGGUUCAAUUAUGAUUCAGAAGAUGCCCGAAAGAUUAAAUUGUUCAUUCGUGAUUUCUUGAAGAAAACGUGUCAAAAACCAGCAUCAUUCCCAGGUUACAGGAUGGUUAAACAAUUGAAAGUGAUAAUUACUGGGGUCACUCACGUACCCGGAUCUGAUUUCUUUCCAGAUUUGGAUGAUUCGACCGAAUGGAGUAUGACGAAUUCAGGAAUUUACCCUUAUUAUGGAUUUACAUCGGAUGAAGUGGAGCAACUAGCGAAUUUACGAUCAGUAGAUUACUAUUACAUGAAGUCACUACUUCAGAAUACUUACGAUGGCUACCGAGAUAUCAGUUGCCCAGAUCAGCCCCUUUUCAAUCCUGUAUCGGUGAUCGAAUUUUUAAACCAUCGGGGUCCAGUUAGCUUUUGGUCAAAGGAUGAAGGCAAUACUCUCAGAGAAAUAUUAUUCCAGUUGUCAAAAAAUUUAGAGAUGGUGUAUUUAUUCGGAUUAUUACUGAUCGGCAAACCAAUUAAGAUUUCAGCCUCAGCUAAUCAAGGAAUACCCAUCGAUAAAAUAGACAAUAUUGCUGCUGCAAUACGAGGGGAAUUCGUCAGAGUGCUUGACGAUAGAAGCAUUCAUCAAAUUUUUAGUUUCCUAUUAUCAUACGAAUAUCUUACCCUAGCCACUAAACAACCACCGAACGCGAGCUUCUUCAAUGCUAAACUUUCUCGUAAAGAAAUUAAGGACGUUUCUAUGAAAGCAUUUUUACAAAAUCAUCUUACCGCACGUCUUCUCCAUCAUCAUCAAUACCUGAUCAACGAUACAAUUCUGGCUUUUGGCAAUUAUAUCGAAGACAGCAGUGACAAAUCAAACGAACAGCUCAAAGUUACGAUCAGUCGUUUGUUCGACAAAACUGGCCCAUUGAAAAACUUCAAAACAGCGAUUGAACGUUAUAAAAAUGAAAAACCAAAGGGUGAAUUUGUGAAUGUGGUGUUUAAUGAUGUCGAAGAAUCAGCAGCUAGAGGAAUCUUAGCUCACGUAUUGGUAAAACUACAGUACAAUGGUAUUUUGAAUGUAUCCAUGGAUGAAGAACAGGUUGUGGAGAGGGAGAGCAACGAGUUCAAUUUCAAAAUUUGCAUGCUGGGAUAUGACGAAGAGGGGCGAGUAAUUAUCAUAAAACAUGAGCAUGUCGAAGAGGAUUCGGUCGAAGAAUAUGAUUUACAGCAAGCAGUCAAAGAUAACGCCCAUCUGAUACAAAAAAUUAUUUCUUCUCCACUCAAAUAUUGUAAAAUUGUAACGUUGAACACGUUUAACAGCAAUGAUCUAAAGAUGAAUUUUCAAGUAAUAAAUGCAAUUUGAUUAGAACACAUUGGUCGAAAAAGGACAUAAGAGCGACAGGUUCCACAGAGAUUUUGUUCAUCGGUCUGUGAAGAGGAAAUCAGCCAAUUCACAAUUCAAAGUUUUUGGAACCUCCAGAAAGUUUUGAAUUUUUUUAAAAUUUUUCAGAUAGACAGAUGUUUUUUCAAGCGAGGCAAAAACAAGUCACAAAAUGAGAACAUCCCCCUCUUCAUACCCUUUGAUUGAAAUGUAUUUUUUCCCGAAUUGUAGUGCCUUUCUAGCGGGUUUAAAAAUUUUUAAGUUCAAAAACCAAAAAAAAAAUCGCUAAAAUGAUUGCUCAAAACGUCGUCAAAAAAAUUCCUCAAAAAUUGUUACUAUUCUAAAAAUGAGAAAUUUUGCUCUGUGCAAUAUUGGUCAUUGCAUUUUUCUGUAAGACUCAUUGGUUUUUCUUCAAUCACAACUAGGUAAUCGAUUUUUGAAGAAAAAAAAAUUGUAAGUGCAUCUCAUGAAAAAAUGCGGAGAAACAAAAUGUUAUAUACAAAAUGAAUGAUGUUCGCAUCGUUUUUUGAACUACUUUCCUACAUAAAUGAAACACCAGCAAAGAAGUGAAGUAAGUUUUUCAAAACGCGAAACUUUGCAUACCUGUGGGACUAAUUGAAAUAUUAGGUAUGUAUUUGAUUAACCAUGAUAUAUAAAAUCAUACAUGGUAU
Molecule: messenger RNA, 2787 nt
Organism: Planococcus citri (citrus mealybug)
Lineage: Eukaryota; Metazoa; Arthropoda; Insecta; Hemiptera; Pseudococcidae
Exons: 3
Coding region: 560-2098 (512 amino acids)
Source: RefSeq, a predicted model, not a curated record